This is a messenger RNA of Stylonychia lemnae, 468 nucleotides long. Lineage: Eukaryota; Ciliophora; Spirotrichea; Sporadotrichida; Oxytrichidae. The record is from the annotation of a GenBank genome assembly.
AUGAUUCCUGAAAAACUAAGUAAAAUUAAAAUCUACCUUGCCUUUAAUCAAAUUCUAGAUAUUCCAAAUGAAAAUAAGUAUUUCUAACAUCCAUGUCUAAACCCAAAGAGUGGGAAAUGCACAGCUGAUGAAUAUUUCAAGGAGAUUUCAUACCAGAUUGAUCUCUAAGAACUGUAUAAGAUUGUGAGCACUUGCUAUUUCUAAGACGAUAUGAAAUACUACCCUGUUAUCUUAGAAGUUAUGCCUUAAAAAGUAAGAGAUUCAUUCAACGGAUGCAAGUACUUGCUAUAAGUUUGGGAUAAACAGAACUAUGUUGACUUCUGGGCAAUCUGCUAUUAAUAUUUAAUUUAUCAAGUUAAAGAUGAUGAUUUAAUACACGGAAAAGGCACAUUAAGUAUUAACAUAUAAGCUAUGACAAUGGGAUACUAACAGAGGCUAGUGAUAACUUAUUGUAAGCAAUUACAUUGA